UGCUUCUCCUUUGAUCCAUCUUCGUCGUCCGCGGCCACGUUUCAGAAUCAGCAAUUCUUUUUCCUUUUAAAUGUAAGAAAGAAAAAACAAAAAAAAUUGGCUGGUUUAGUCAGUAGCUGCUUCCACGCUCUAAACGAACUUCUCGGGGCCGUCAUGAUGGCCGCUUCAUAUUCAACGGCUCGCGUCCCUCUCUUCUCUCCCGCUCGAACCAAACUCUUAUCAUCCCGCCACGGCUUCAAAAAGGGCGUCGUAAAACUAAAACCCGACUUGAAGUGCCGGGCUCAGUCUCUUAAACCGGAACCCGGGUCCAAGCGAGGUGAUUCUGUCAAGCGCAAUGUGAUUAACGAUGAAGAUAGCGUGGAGGAGACUUACAACACCGUCGACGAUAAGCAGUUCGUGCGGUGGUUCCGCGAGGCUUGGCCUUACCUCUGGGCCCAUCGCGGCAGCACUUUCGUUGUUAUUAUUUCCGGCGAAAUCGUCGCUUCCCCCUCUUUGGACGCCAUUUUAAAGGAUAUUGCGUUUUUGCAUCACCUAGGAAUCAGAUUUGUUAUUGUUCCAGGAACUCACGUGCAGAUCGACAAGCUUUUGGCCGAGAGAGACCAUGAACCAAAGUAUGUAGGCAGAUAUAGAAUUACAGACUCAGAAUCUCUAGCUGCAGCAAUGGAAGCAGCAGGAGGGAUUCGUCUAAUGAUAGAGGCAAAACUUUCUCCUGGACCUUCCAUAUGUAAUAUCCGUCGACAUGGUGAUAGUAGCCGUUGGCAUGAAGUUGGUGUCAGUGUUGCUAGUGGAAACUUCCUUGCAGCUAAGAAAAGAGGAGUUGUUGAAGGUGUUGAUUAUGGAGCAACAGGUGAAGUAAAGAAGGUAGAUGUUGCUCGCAUGCGUGAGAGGCUUGACGGUGGUUGUAUAGUAAUAUUAAGCAACCUGGGGUAUUCUAGCUCUGGAGAAGUUUUGAAUUGCAACACAUAUGAAGUUGCUACUGCUUGUGCAUUAGCUAUUGGAGCAGAUAAGCUGAUUUGCAUUAUAGAUGGUCCAAUUUUGGAUGAGAAUGGACGCCUUAUUAAUUUCUUGCCUCUUCAAGAAGCAGAUAUGUUAAUCCGUCAACGGGCUAAGCAAAGCGAGACAGCAGCUAAAUAUGUGAAAGCUGUUGAUGAAGAAGAUGUCACUUGCCUUGGACAUUAUGAUUCUAUUGCAGUUGUCCCCUCUUCACAGAAUGGGAAGGUUCUUAAUAGUACACACAAUCCAACCUUUCAGAAUGGUGUUGGUUUUGAUAAUGGCAAUGGACUAUGGUCUGGAGAGCAGGGCUUUGCUAUUGGAGGUCAGGAGCGGCUAAGUCGACUAAAUGGCUACCUUUCAGAGUUGGCUGCUGCCGCUUUUGUCUGCAGAGGUGGUGUCCAAAGAGUUCAUUUGUUAGAUGGCACUAUUGGUGGGGUCUUAUUAUUGGAACUGUUCAAAAGAGAUGGAAUGGGGACAAUGGUGGCCAGUGAUCUAUAUGAAGGUACCCGGAUGGCGAAGGUGAUGGAUCUCUUAGGUAUCAAGCAAAUCAUACAACCUUUAGAAGAGUCUGGCACAUUGGUUUGCAGGAGUGAUGAGGAGCUACGUAAGGCCAUAGAUUCAUUUGUUGUUAUGGAAAGGGAAGGUCAAAUCGUUGCUUGUGCUGCUCUUUUUCCUUUUUUCAAGGACAAGUGUGGGGAAGUUGCUUGUAUUGCAGUUUCUCCUGAAUGCCGAGGACAAGGACAGGGAGACAAAUUACUUGAUUACGUAGAGAAGAAGGCAUCAUCCCUUGGAUUGGAUAUGCUUUUCCUGCUGACAACCCGUACUGCUGAUUGGUUUGUUAGGCGCGGCUUCGAAGAAUGUACCAUUGACAUGAUACCAGAUGAAAGGAGGAAAAAGAUCAAUCUAUCCCGUAAAUCCAAGUAUUACAUGAAGAAGUUGCUACCGGAUCGAAGUGGAAUUACUGCUGAUAGAGCAUUUAAAUGAGGUUGCCACACAUAAAGUGCUCUGCGCUGCAAAGAGGACAACCUCACCAUUUUGUUGGCUAGAGAAUCAUUUAUAGUAAAUUACUACAUAAUUGAUCAAGGGAUGAUCUGAUUGUCUCUGCAUCAGGUUUGUGUCGCGAGUUCUAAGUGAUUGUAGCCAUAAAUUUUGUUGUAUACUUAACUAGUUACAUAAUUUGAAGGGUACUUGUCAGUAGCACAGAGCUAUAGAAAAUGGAAAAUAAAUUGGCAUUUCUUCCUUGGUUCGUUUGAAGCUCUGAAGAUCAAUGUUGAGUUACAUCCCAAAGGGUUGCAACAUUUGCCAUUUGUACUUCAUAAUUAUCAUUUUAUCACUCUGUAUUUAACUUAGAAUUAUUGUACAUGGAGUAGUUUCUGAA
Molecule: messenger RNA, 2371 nt
Organism: Theobroma cacao (cacao)
Lineage: Eukaryota; Viridiplantae; Streptophyta; Magnoliopsida; Malvales; Malvaceae
Product: putative amino-acid acetyltransferase NAGS2, chloroplastic
Biological process (GO): L-arginine biosynthetic process
Cellular component (GO): cytoplasm
Molecular function (GO): L-glutamate N-acetyltransferase activity, acting on acetyl-CoA as donor
Source: RefSeq, a predicted model, not a curated record